AGCGUAGAUUAAAAUGCAAUCCCAGUAGAACUGUGUGUUGUGUAUGUCUACAAAUUUAUCAGUGGAGUUCUAGAAAAUUUAAAUUACAGAGUAAACAUCGAAAAAGUUAUAUCUGGCAUGUUCAUUAUAACAUCCACAUUUGCAUAUUGAAUAAACACGGAAGUGGUUCCAUAUAUAAAUAUAUCUGAGUGUAAGUUACUACAGUAAUCACAAAAGUUUGGUUUCCGCUUGAAUAAAAUAGCUGAUGGUGGUUUGUAGAUCAAUUUCAGUUCUGAAAAUAUAUCUAUGUCGCAUAAUUUUGAUUUUAUACACCCCAAAGUUUUGUUGCAGAACUGAUUUAAUAUAUAAUUAUUGCUCUUGUUCGUUUGUUUGUUCGUUCGUCCGUUCGUCCAAAUUUGUUUCGUGCAUAUCUCAAACAGUAUUUGACCCAGUCAUCAAAUCUCACAGGAUUGUUAUUCAGCACGGAUAGGUUUGUACCUGAUGUUUUCACACAACCAGACCAGAGUUAUGACCCUUGUCAUAUAUAAAUAUACAUUAUAAGGGCCUAGAUUUGUCAAAAUGGAUUUGGCCAAGGAUUACAGAAACAUUACAGGAAUAUUAUUCAGCAUGUGAAGUUGUGCACUUGCGGUUUGUCAGAGAUAUUGCUCAGCCAGACCAGAGUUAUGGCCCUUGACUUAGUAAAAAUAUGUAUAAAAGUGCAUAAAAGUUACUGUCGCACAUAUCUCAAAAAGUAUUUGUCCUAGUGUCAUGAAAUAUCGUAAGAAUAUUAUUCAGCGUAUGGAGAUGUUCACCUGCGAUUUGUUUCGGAUUUCUUUUAGUCAGACCAAAUUAUGGCUUUUGAUUGUCAAAAAUAUGCGUUAAGGGCAUACGGAUUUUAGAUCGCAUGUAUCUUAAACAGUACUAGACUUACAGUCAUAAAGCGUGCGUUGACUGUUAUGUUUCAUGUGAAGUCAACAACCUAUUGCGCGAAAUUUUUCUUCCGUUAAUAAGGGCAGACCGAGUGUAGAUAUUACUAUGCAACUAACAUUUCCAAGGAAAAAUCUCUAUAGAAGCUACUGAUCCACUGAACAACUGAACUGAAAAUGAAAAUAAACAGAUAAACACCUCGUGCACCUUGAAAUUAUUCAAACUACGUAAAGCACAUAAUACGAACAAACAGUUUCAGUGCACUUUUAUAUAGUAACAGGAUAAAUUUGCAAUAUUCUUAUCACCAACAUCUCAUCAGAGCGGAAAUAAUAAUUUGUCAGCGGACAGGCUCCAGUCCUUAUGUUUCUCAUUUUAUUCAUUAAAAGUUUUAUUGCCUUUUGCUGUUCAACCAUCAGAUAAAAAUGUAUUGUUACAGCGGCUUAAAUGUGUGAUAUUCAUCAAAAUGGAAUACGACAAAUUGACAAGCGUGGCUUAACAUGAUUUAUGACUUUUUUUAAAUUUUUUUCGGAUUGUGUUAAAAUUUACAGUAAAAGUAGCGUUCCUCAUUGCUACAUUGUGUGUAAUACUAGAGAACAAUUUGUCAUCUAGGCAGUUGACUUUUAGCCCAGUCAAGGCAAGCAGUAGUAGUUCGUUCAAAACAAGAUACUAUUUGAAGGGAUAACAAAUCGGAAAAAGAAACUGAGAUGAAUAAAAUUAAAAGAAGACUGGAAGGGUCCUGUUGGAACAGCAGACUGCGAUUAUUUGUUGUUUUACUGUUUGUAUCAUGUCUAACCUUUAUGGCAUAUCAUCAAGAAGUAAACAAGACGUUCAUUUCAGGAACUGAUUCGAUAUUUCCACUUAUCAUACACACACAGGUACUUAUCGAGCCGGUGCUUUUAUUUAAGGAAAAUUAUUCAGUUGAAGACGUUAUAAACAUCAGAAGAAAGAGAGUAAACGAUGUUUGCGCACGCGUCAGAAGUGUGUCCAAGAAGACAACGGAAGUUUCUGGCAUAAUGGCGGCAAACUUGUCUUACUGUAUAGUGCAGAAAGCCGGGUGUACUAUGUGGAUAAGGCUGUUCAAAUUCAUGGAAGGGCAGAAUAACGAAACCGGGAACCCGAUGACACUGACUAAAUAUAUGAUUCAUAAUGAAAAAAUGCAAUACUACAAGAAAUUUAGGCAAACUGGCGAUGACACUAGCUUUUUUUCGCAUUCGGUUAGAGCUAUGACCGUUCGGAAUCCAUAUACUCGACUGUGGUCAGCUUUUAUUGACAAGUUCUUGCUACCUGGCUUUUGGCUAACAAAAGGAAAACAUAUUAUAAGAAUGAUACGUGAAAAUCCGAAGCCACUGUCAGCCAAAUGUGGACAUGAUGUUACUUUUCCGGAAUUCAUUCAAUACGUUAUAACAAUAGGACAUCGAUUUACAUCCUGGAAUCUAGACAAACAUUGGUUACCGGCUAGUGAUAUUUGCGAUCCAUGUUUUUUUAACCCUCAUAUUAUUGGUAAACAGGAAUCCUUUAUGGAAGACAUGAAAUACACUCUGAAACAUGUAAAAUUAGACUAUCUGUUACCAAAAAUAAUGUCAAUUGAUCCGACAGAGUUUGAAAUAAAAGAUGAAAUAGACUACAGUUUUCAGAUAUUUUCACGUGUUAAAACUUGUAUAGAUAUUUAUGAACUGUGCAAAAGAAUAUGGACGGCAUUUAUUUUUAAUGGUUACCUCCCCUCAGAAGUAGCUUUCCCAACAAAUAUUGAUAAAAAUAGUUUGAACAUAGACUCAUUUUAUGAGCUUGUCAAAGGCGUUAGAACAAAAUACAAUAUUACUAAGGCGGAUGUCAAAGUAAAACGAAAACAUGCUCUUGUAGCGGCGUACAAACAGAUCUCCGAGAAGAGUAUGAAUAAUCUCAAACGUUUGUACAAAAUGGACUUUGAACUUUUUGGUUAUGAACCUGAGCCUGAAUUUCUAGACGAAUGAGUGAAUGCACACAUUUUAUUAUGCAAUUUUCAGAUUCAAACAUUGUAAGUUUAAGAAACAAUAUGUCCUAAACAGUGAUUUCUCGUUGCUUGUUUUGUGUGAGCUUUUCCAGUCCCUUGUUAUGACUUGGGAUGCUAUGACGUAAUAAUUUAAUUGCUGAAUAUGGGGUAAGAGCGAGGGUGGCAUGCCCUAAACUAGUUUAAUCCUGAAUAUUCCAUUAAAUAGGUUAAAUUUUCUUGCGCCAGGAAAAACACAUCGGCAGCUGACCACCGACACACGAAAGUAUUUGUUAUUAGAGCCAUGGAAACAGUCAAUUGUAUGAGAAGUUGGAAAUAACAUAUGAAAUCACUUUUACAUUAAAUUAUGAAAGGGAAGAUAACAUUUACUUGUAAAUUUCAGGAAAACUUAAUCAUAUUAUGUUAUAUUGCAGGAGGUUAAUGCGAAAUGAUUUUAGUAUCAUUUAAGACAUAAAAAAUACUUUGUACACUGG
Messenger RNA from Mercenaria mercenaria, 3366 nucleotides. Its product is annotated as carbohydrate sulfotransferase 11-like. Gene Ontology annotation, molecular function: sulfotransferase activity. Lineage: Eukaryota; Metazoa; Mollusca; Bivalvia; Venerida; Veneridae. The record is from RefSeq and is a predicted model, not a curated record. The coding region runs from base 1611 to 2876 and encodes 421 amino acids. Gene Ontology annotation, biological process: carbohydrate biosynthetic process. The transcript has 5 exons. Gene Ontology annotation, cellular component: membrane.